Molecule: messenger RNA, 2512 nt
Organism: Porites evermanni
Lineage: Eukaryota; Metazoa; Cnidaria; Anthozoa; Scleractinia; Poritidae
Source: the annotation of a GenBank genome assembly
AUGAAGGAGAAAAAGAACAACAGAGAGGUGUCUAUACAGGAGUUUAUAGACACUCUGAACGUCUUCGAUAAGGACGGCGCAGGCAAAGUAUCAUCCGGGGAACUUCGUCACGUGCUAACGGCAUUGGGUAAGUUCGUACCGUAUUUAUUCGAUUAAACGCCGCAGCGUUUUUAUUAAAUUUUUAGCGUUUUUAAUGCUCCGUUUAUUCAAGGGAGGUGUUUAUUUCCAAAUAAUUUUUUUCAAAUCACUGACAACAGUUAUUGCAGCCUCGUUCCUGGGAACGAGGUUGCAGUUAUUGUAAAUCGUCAGUUGUAUAUAUUUUGUAAUUUAAAGGUUCCAGUAUCUCCCUUAUUUUGCUAAGAUAGAAUCGUUAAUGUCUGGAUGGUGUAAAUUAGCAAGUUGUACCGACGUUUUUCUUAUUAUCCUCGAGUAAACGGCGCAUUCUUCUGAUUAGGUGCGGCGUUUAUUGGUAAUUUUGCUUUGAUCUACGGCGUUUGAUCGAGGCCGCCGCGGCGUUUAAUCGAAUAAAUACAGUAUGGGGAUAGGAUAUGGGCCUCGUAAUGUAAACAAGGCGCUCCCAUAGCCACCGUAUAUUUGUGUUGAAAUUUUAUUUUGGUUUAAAUCUAGUUUUCUUUGUUUCAAACUUGUUAUUAGACAUUGCCUGAAGGCAGAAGAGAAAGAAAAGCCGAACAUAGACUUAGGCUUUACCGUGUGCAUAGAGCCUUCCUUCUUUCAGUUUAGCUAAAAAUUGUUCGGGAAUAUUUCCCGGCGCUGGUUUACGAUCAAGGACUGUAUCUUCCUAUUCCACUAAAUGCGUUUAUUCUCUCUCAAGUUGAGUUCAAUGUUACACUCUUAAUGCUCAUUCCGUUCUAAACUAGAGCUCUAAAUACAUCAAUGACUUAUACUUUGACUAAAGAGAAAUACAAUAAUGCUACGGUUAAUUCUUGGCUCCCUGAACCCUAUUACGUUGCGUAGCCUUCAAUCUGGCCAAAAUUGAUCAUCGUUUCCCUUAAAUCAGUAAGUGAUCUAUAUUAUCUAUGCAACCGGUAAGUAAAUGUCACGCAGUGAAAAAAAUCAUCGACAUUCAGUACUCGAGUAUUGUUCGCAGAGGUUCAAUUCAUUUCUAAUUUACGAGGGAGCAUUCACUAAGGGUCCCAGUCCACAGGGGUAUUAGAGUCCCAUUUGCCACUUUAGACAUUAGAAUGAAACUGGAACGAGUUCACUUUCGCAAAGACUCCUGGGACUGUAGCUAGGGACCCCAGUACGAUCCCAGAAACAAUUGCGUUGUUCCAGUACCCCCCCGCCCCCCCGCUCGUUUCUAAAGUGGCCAAUUAGAUUCUUGUGGACAAAUGAUUGAAAUGACGAACAAAGACCAACCUCGUUCCCAUCGCUCUUUAUUGGAAGAAGCCCUGGGGAUUUCCCCAGUAGCAAUUCCAGAUGCGGAAACAAUUGCUGAACACAUUUCGACUCCAGUUCCCUUCUCUUGUUUCUAAAGCGGGCGAAUGCCUAAUAACACGAUACAAAAAAUGCCUCGGACGUUCGACCGGGCUGAACCUGUGUAUGACUGAAACUAAGACUUGUACAUCUCACAGGGAACCCAAGUAGUAAGUACAGUAGUGAACAAAACCAAUUUAAGCACUGAAGCAAACGUACCAACUCCGCGGUAUGACCAGUGCCUUACGUAUGCGCAUAACUAUAUAACCCCGGUAGUAGCAGCUAUGGACGGAUGCCGUAAGAGAACUGCCGUUUGCGGUUCCCAACCAACAGCUAACACUUGUCUACGGUAGAGCUGUUUUGCACUCGCCUCGGCAAUAAAAAGGCUCUGAGAAAGGCGCACUUUGUCCUUACAGAGAUCCGAUGGCUUUGCCAUACAUAUGAGUUGCCAUGUGUACUUCAGUGCUUAACCCCCGCCAUUGUACUACAUUCUUUUCUUCGUCUUGUAGGCAACAAGCUUAGAAAUGGCGAAGUCGAUGAACUGUUCAGUGACGUCGGGGAGUACCACGGAUUUAUUCACACAGCAGGUAUUUGUCUAGUUUCAAACCGAGGAGGGCUGGGUACGAGUAACUUCUCCGAGGCGCUCUGGCGGCGGGGAGGAAAAGGAAGGAGAGCUUGCAACUACAUCUCUAGAAUUUGAAUUCCACCCCCAAUUCCCUUGUGGCUACCCGUCGAUUGAGCUGUCAGAUUUCCACCAAUCAGCGCGAAGUGGAAUCGAGCGCGAACAAAAAUUGAAAAACACGUGAAAGUACGCGCCAAGGCUAAUGGCGUCAUUACUAAUAUCAUCUCAGCCAAUCAACAUUGCGUACUCCUGCAAACAGAUAGCAGACCAGCAAACAGAAGUUCCAGUGACAUCUUAUGACGUUAACCGUUUUACUUUUCUUUUCAUCCCCAGAUUUCGUGAAAAUGGUCAUGUCCAACCCAUAGCCAAGAAAGGAGACUCGUGUAUAAUGGCAGAUAUAUAAGUUUUUAAAAUACGGCAUUUACUCAAAACAGCGCCCUUGACUCUAACACCUCG